Molecule: messenger RNA, 2250 nt
Organism: Lathyrus oleraceus (garden pea)
Lineage: Eukaryota; Viridiplantae; Streptophyta; Magnoliopsida; Fabales; Fabaceae
Exons: 13
Coding region: 247-1977 (576 amino acids)
Molecular function (GO): ATP binding; ATP hydrolysis activity
Source: RefSeq, a predicted model, not a curated record
AGGGUAUCAAAUACAGUUUUCCUCGGAUUGUUAAGUAUUUUUAGCCGACAAAAACCCACUACGGGUUUAACCUGUAGCGUAAGCAUUCAACACUCGUUGCCUUGCUAAGCAGGAAAACUGUUUUGUUACACUGAAUCCAAUUCUCACCAUCUCAAUCAUCACCGAUUUUCUUUUCUUCUUCUCGACUGUGUAUCCUCACACCAUCGCAUCAACACCGCGUGCGUGUGGUCCUUUCACCGCUCUCAAAUGGAGCAUUUACUUCUAUCAGCUCGAGCCCUGCGUUCGCGUUUCCGUUCACUUCCUUCUUUCCAAACCCUAAAUUCUCAAUUCUCACACCGCCUUCACUCUUCCCCCUCUCCAAAAGUAGAAUCUGCAUCUGCGGGAUCCACCUUCUCUGGUGUUUCCAGCUCGAAAGUUUUGUGUGGGGAGUCGGGACGGAUGCUUCCUGCUGUUUUGGCUGGUUUAUUUGGAAUUGGAAUGGUGGAAACUGCGUAUGCGGAUAAAGCUAAUGAAGAUGUGCAAGAGAUUGCUAAAAAAGAACGGGAGAGAAUUCAGAACUUGCUUACAACUAGGGGAAUUCGACAAGGUUCUUGUCCUCGCUUCAAUGUAGCUGUUAAAGGCCAGAAGGUCAGUAUAAAGUUUCAAGUUCCUCCUGGUUGUGAAAUUUCACAACUUAUUGCAAACCUUACUGCACAUCUUGGACUGAAAUCUGAAGGCCACGGCGGUGGUUCAGAUAUGAUUUUGCGUGCGUGGGACAGCACGGUUGCUUGGCAACUUACCCUUACUCAUCCAUCAAAGCAAAAGCAUAUUCAACAGAAUGAGCCGUCUUCAACAGAUACAAAUGCACAUGAUAGAGAUCUAUGUAUACUUAUAUUUCAUUCUCUCAUUGGCUCAGAUAAAAUUGAAAUUGAAUUUAUGAAGCAAGGGAACUUGAGUCCCGAAGAGCUUGAUGCUUUCAUAUCUGUUUUACAAUUAGCUGGUAACAAGUUGGUAGAAAGAAAUCCCGUGGAAAGAAAGCCAUGGGAAGAGAUCGAACAAGCACCAUCUGUAGAUAAAGCAAUUUCUAGUCUUGAGGCCAUGGGAGUAAGAACAUAUGGACUCAAUGAACCCAUAGGUACAUCAAACAAUGAAGUAUCAUGGGACAAUAUUGCUGGGUACGAGCAUCAAAAACGGGUAAUAGAAGAUACAAUACUAUUGGCUUUGCACAGUCCUGAAGUAUAUGAUGAUAUUGCUCGCGGGACUCGGCAUAAGUUUGAGUCUAACAGGCCUCGAGCUGUGCUGUUUGAAGGUCCACCAGGUACAGGGAAAACCUCUUGUGCCCGUGUUAUUGCCAAUCAAGCGGGUGUCCCUUUGCUUUAUGUUCCACUUGAGGUAGUGAUGUCUGAAUUCUAUGGUAAAAGUGAACGCCUUCUAGGGAAAGUGUUUUCACUAGCAAACAGUCUUCCCAAUGGCGCUAUUAUAUUUUUGGAUGAGAUUGAUUCUUUUGCUGCUGCUCGAGAUGGCGAAAUGCAUGAAGCUACGCGUAGAUUAUUGUCAGUAUUAUUGCGACAGAUAGAUGGCUUUGAGCAGGAUAAGAAAGUGGUUGUCAUUGCUGCCACAAAUAGAAAGGAAGACCUUGAUCCUGCAUUAAUUAGUCGGUUUGAUACUAUGAUCGCUUUUGGUUUACCUGAUCAUCAUAAUCGUCAGGAAAUAGCAUCCAAAUAUGCAAAGCACCUGUCAAAAACCGAACUUGAUGAACUUGCACGAGCUACAGAAGAUAUGGCUGGGAGAGAUAUUAGAGAUAUUUGUCUGCAAGCAGAACGAUCCUGGGCAUCAAAGAUUAUUCGGGGACAAGUAUCUAAAGAUGAAGAACAAACUAACCUUCCACCUUUGCAAGAAUACAUAGCUUGUGCAACACAUAGACGGGAUUCGCUGCUUAGUGCUGCUGCAAAUAGGAAGCCCCGACGUGCAUCCCGCAACAAGAUAAUAAAUGAGUAAGCGGAUGUUAUAAAAAACAAAAACAAAAUCACAGGGACCAGAAGUUACACAUUGGAGCUUCUAAAAAGCACAGUUAGAGCUCUAAACUCGCGGUGGUGCUGGUGGUUGUCGUGGUGGUGAUGCUGGCUAUCAUCCAACCCAACAUUCACCAAGACUUUAACCUCAUUUGGCAGUGCCCAAAGGCUUGAUUAUUAUUUUAUUCACAUCAAUAUAUUAAAUUUAUUUAUAUAAUAAUCUUCUAAUUUAAUUUUUUUAUUAGUUCAUUUAGACUAA